Molecule: messenger RNA, 1218 nt
Organism: Ochlerotatus camptorhynchus
Lineage: Eukaryota; Metazoa; Arthropoda; Insecta; Diptera; Culicidae
Product: diphthine methyltransferase
Exons: 3
Coding region: 153-1196 (347 amino acids)
Biological process (GO): protein histidyl modification to diphthamide
Cellular component (GO): cytoplasm
Molecular function (GO): diphthine methylesterase activity; protein binding
Source: RefSeq, a predicted model, not a curated record
AAACAAAUGUAUGAUGAUAUUUUCGAACCACAACCAGUCUUCACGCCAUUAUUCGAGUGUAUAGUGAUCGAACAUUAGAGUAUUCAUCCUGGACAAAUUCAAUUUGGAGUGAUAUGAACUUACUGUAGCGAAGAGAGGCGAACGAUUCCAUAAUGCCAUCAACUAUUACCACGCUACAUACUUAUGAUACUGUAUAUUCCGCUGAUUCUGUAGAAUGGUGCCCUCACAAUCCGUAUCAGCAGUUAUUUGUCUGUGGAACAUAUCAACUAGACGACAAAGCAGAAUCUAUAUCGAACAAUACGAGCCAAACUGUUCGCAAAGGUCGGAUAUUGGUAUUCGACUUUGAUUUAGAACAGAAUUUAUUAACGAAAAAGCAAGAAAUUGAAACAUCAGCAAUCUUAGAUCAAAAAUGGAAUCCAUCGAAAGCCAACUUGUCCACGGUGAACGCCAGCGGCGAAAUUGUAGAGUUCAAGUUAUCUUCAGAGGGAGUAUUGAUCGAAAUUGAUAAGCUAAAGAUUCCAAAUGACAGCGAAGGCGAACAGUUGGCUCUCUCGAUUGAUUGGUCUUCAGGUGGCGACGUGGCAGCGGUUAGCGACUCGAAGGGAGGAAUUUCUCUAAUAAGCAUCGAGCCACAUGGAAUGCAAUGUCAAAACCGCUGGAACGCCCAUUCUUUUGAAGCUUGGGUAUGUGCCUUUGACAAAACAGAUCGGAAUGUAUUAUACACAGGUGGAGACGAUAUUCUCCUGUGCAUCUACGAUAUUCGAUGCUCGGAUGCUCCUUCAGUUAAAUUGAAGAACAAGUCUCAUGGGGCAGGUGUAACGUCCUUACUGUCAGUCCAACAUAAAGAGCAUCUCUUGGUUACUGGCAGUUACGACGACUGCAUAAGAAUAUUCGAUACAAGGUCUAUGAAAUGCUGCAUCAACGAAAAAAAUCUUUGUGGUGGAGUUUGGCGAUUGAAACAAAAUCCUAGUGAACCCGAUCAGAUACUGUGCGCUUGCAUGUAUCACAACUUCAGUGUUGUUUCGUUGAGCAGCGAUCACAGCAUUUCGCUGGAUGCGGAUUACUAUGAACAUGGCAGCAUUUGCUACGGAUGUGACUGGAAAUACGGAUUAAAUAAGGGUGAAGCCAAAUAUUUUGCAUCUUGUUCAUUUUAUGAUCACAAAAUGUGUUUGGCUGUUCUUAAGUCAGAGAAAUAAAAACGUAGUGCAAAUACUGUAA